Molecule: messenger RNA, 1997 nt
Organism: Lactuca saligna
Lineage: Eukaryota; Viridiplantae; Streptophyta; Magnoliopsida; Asterales; Asteraceae
Source: the annotation of a GenBank genome assembly
AUGGGGGAAGUGGCGAUGGACGAUUAUGAAGUAGUGAUAAUUGGAGCGGGGAUCUGUGGAUUAGCGACUGCCGUCGCUCUUCAGAAGAAAGGAAUUAAAAGCGUAGUGAUGGAGAGAUCGGAAGCUCUGAGGAAUAUCACCGGUGCAGCUAUCGGAAUCCGCCAAAAUGGUUGGCGAGCUUUGCAUCAGCUUGGCGUCGCCGACGUCCUCCGUCGCACUGCUAUCAAUAUUAAAAGAGAACGUAUUGUAGGGCUCGAUGGGGGGAAGCAACAGGAAAUGCCGAUGAAAGGCGAAAUUCGUUGCUUGAGAAGGAAAGAUCUUAUAGAUACUCUCUAUGCUGCACUUCCUCCGACCUCUGUCAAGUUUGGAUGCGAACUUGAAUCUAUAAAAUUGGACCCGAAUACUACAAAACCAGUUCUUCGAUUCAUCGAUGGGAGCUUCAUUACCCCCAAGGUUGUAAUUGGCUGUGAAGGAGGCAAGUCAAUCGUUGCCAAUUUCCUUAACCUCAAGCCUACGAAGAUGUUUCCCUUAUGCGGAGUUAGAGGUUUAUCAAACUAUCCCAAUGGUCAUCCAUUCGACCAAGAGUUUGCUCGUUUCAGGAAAGAUAAUAAUCUUGUGGGAAGAAUUCCAAUGGACAAUAACUUAGUCUACUGGUUUUGUGCGCACCCUUACUUUCCUAAAGAUGACAGAAUUUGGGAAGAUCCGGAGGCAAUACGGCAAUCUACCCUAGCAUUGCUAAGUGAUUAUCCCCAAGAAGUUAAAGAAAUGAUAGAGAUUGCGGAUGCAAAUUCGUUGUCUUUUACACGUUUAAGAUAUCGUGCACCAUGGGACUUGCUAAGGGGGACGUUUUGUAAAGGAAGAGUGACAGUUGCUGGGGACGCUAUGCAUGUGAUGGGUCCGUUUCUAGGGCAAGGUGGUUCAGCAGGUUUAGAAGAUGCGGUGGUGUUGGCUAGGAACUUGGCUCAAAUGGGUUUGGACAAUGUGGAAGAAGCGUUUAAUCUCUAUGUAAAAGAACGAAGAAUGAGGGUGGUUCGAUUAUCGUUGCAGACUUAUUUCACGGGUAUGCUAUUGGGAGCUUCUUCGCGUCUAAAGCAGUUUAUGUAUGUUGUGUUAUUGUCUCUUCUCUUUCGCAACUCGAGUGGCCAUGUUGAUUAUGAUUGUGGUAGUCUUUGAUGCGUUUAGAGAUCUUUAGACUCGGAUCAUGUUACUAGUUAUUUUCAUUAAACAAGUUUACUUAUAGGAUUAGGGCAAAUAUAUGAACCAAAUAAGUUGUAUAAUCAAAUAAACAAUCAAUCCUAAUGAUAUUAGGAGUUCUUCACAACGACUUACUUGCUGUGAUAGAGGAGUUUCAAUGUGAUCUUGAGAGAUUUAGGUGGUGAGUUGGUUGUGUGACAUAGUGAAACCGAAGGUCAACACAGUCUGAUGCUGCUGGUAGCUCCCAUGGGGCCAAUUUUCGCCUUAAGCAAAUUAUAGAUGAUUUUACCCCUGUUUUAAAAAUGGUUGUUCUUGAGAUAUUUUCCCUAUCAUGGACUGGUACCUUGUUGAAGUUCAAUCUAAAGUCGUUGGAAGUUUCAAACUAGCUGACAAUUCGCCAGUGUAAUUUUUGGACGACUUUACCCCUCGGGUACUAUGGAAGUUUAAUGAUGGCAGAUCGUUUAAUUGGUGGGAUCUAUCACCAUCAAUACAUUGUUUCAGGUACUAUGGAAGUAUUUGACUUCAUACCCACACGACUUCAAAGCGUCGGGUGAACUCUGUAGAUGGGUUUUACAAACUCAUCAUGACUUCUUGUCUAUCGGUAAGUUCCAAGGUGCGUCUUAAGGGGAUAUAUCUUUUUGUGUAUAAAUAUGUAUUUUAUGUAUUUGUAUGUAUAAAGCAUAUUUUAUUUGUAUAGUCUAUAUUUGAUGUAUUUGUAGGGUGGUAUUUUAACUAACUAAAAGCAAAUUUAUUUGUAUAAUACAUACCAUAUGGACUAAAAUGUAUAAGGCUAAAUGAUGUAG